Molecule: messenger RNA, 1725 nt
Organism: Zygosaccharomyces rouxii
Lineage: Eukaryota; Fungi; Ascomycota; Saccharomycetes; Saccharomycetales; Saccharomycetaceae
Gene: POB3
Product: FACT complex subunit POB3
Exons: 1
Coding region: 1-1725 (574 amino acids)
Cellular component (GO): FACT complex; nucleus
Molecular function (GO): DNA binding; nucleosome binding; histone binding
Source: RefSeq, a predicted model, not a curated record
AUGAGUACAGAUUUCGAUAGGAUAUAUUUGAAUCAAUCCAAGUUCAACGGUAGAUUCCGUAUUGCAGAUUCUGGGUUAGGUUGGAAAUCUGCUAAUACCGGUGGUUCAGCAGCUAAUCAGACGAAGCAACCAUUCUUACUGCCGGCAACUGAACUUUCUACCGUACAAUGGAGUAGAGGGUGUCGUGGAUUUGAGCUUAAGGUUAAUACCAAGAAUCAAGGUGUUGUACAAUUAGAUGGAUUUGCACCUGAUGAUUUUAAUUUGAUCAAGAAUGAUUUCCACAGAAGGUUUAACGUGCAAGUAGAACCAAAAGAACAUUCGUUACGUGGAUGGAAUUGGGGGAAAGCUGAUUUGGCGAGAAAUGAAAUGGUUUUCGCACUCAACGGUAGACCUUCCUUUGAGGUUCCAUAUGCCCGUAUCAAUAACACUAAUUUGACUUCAAAGACAGAGGUGGCAAUUGAAUUUAACUUAGCAGAUGAGAACUAUCAACCUGCAGGUGAUGAAUUAGUGGAAAUGAGAUUAUAUGUUCCGGGAACUGUAACGAAUGAAGAAGAAGAGGAUGGAUUUGUUAAAACUGAGGAUGAUGUUAAGAAAGAAGGUGAAGUUAAGGCUGAAGGUGAAGGUGAAGUUAAAGCGGAAGGUGAAGGUGAAGGUGAAGAGGCAAAUGGUGUCAAGAAAGAAGAGGGUGAAAAUGGCGAAAAUGAAGAUGUUGAUAUGGUUAAGGAGGAAAAAACUGCUGCAGAGGCCUUCCAUGAGGAAUUGAAAGAAAAGGCAGAUAUCGGUGAGGUUUCUGGGGAUUCUAUCGUAUCUUUCCAAGACGUUUUCUUUGCCACUCCAAGAGGUCGUUACGAUAUCGAUAUUUACAAAAACUCUAUCAGACUUAGAGGUAAGACUUAUGAAUACAAAUUACAGCAUCGCCAGAUACAAAGAAUCGUUUCCUUACCGAAGGCAGAUGAUAUUAACCAUUUAGUGGUUUUAUCCAUAGAACCACCAUUGCGCCAAGGUCAAACUACUUAUCCGUUCCUUGUGUUACAAUUCCAAAAAGAUGAAGAGACAGAAGUACAAUUGAAUUUGGAAGAUGAAGAUUUUGAGGCAAACUACAAGGAUAAAUUGAAGAGAGAAUACGAUGCCAAGACGCAUAUUGUGGUAAGCCAUGUCUUAAAGGGUCUCACAGGUCGUAGAGUCAUGGUUCCUGGUGAAUACAAAUCCAAAUACGACCAAUGUGCGGUCUCCUGUUCUUACAAGGCUAAUGAAGGUUAUUUGUAUCCAUUGGAUAACGCUUUCUUCUUCUUAACAAAGCCAACAUUGUACAUCCCAUUCAUGGAUGUAAGUUCCGUAAACAUUUCAAGAGCAGGUCAAGCAUCUACUUCAUCAAGAACUUUUGAUUUAGAAGUCACAUUACGUGGUAACAGAGGCUCUACUACAUUUGCAAAUAUAAGUAAGGAGGAACAACAAUUGCUGGAACAAUUCCUCAAGGCAAGAAACCUGAGAGUGAAGAACGAAGAUAAGGAAGCUCAAGAAAGAUUACAAAGCGCAUUGGGAUCGGACAGUGAUGAAGGAGAUAUCAACAUGGGAUCAGCAGGUGAAGAUGAAGAAUCUGCUGACGAGGAAUUCCGCGCUGAUUCUGAGGACGACGAUGAUCUAGCAGAAGAGUAUAACUCAGCCGCAGAUGAUAGUAGUGAAGAGGAAGAAGAUAGACCAUCUAAAAAGGCUAAAACUGAUUAG